GUUUAUCGCGGAUGGGAGAUCGAUCCUUAAUAUAAUAUUCCUCGUGUUUUUACAAUUUUAAGAUACAAGUUCUUAAGCGGCUUUUAAGCCAUAAGGAUCGAGCCAACGAUCGCUCGUCAUUGACUAUUAUAAAUAAUGACAAGCUUGUAUGGAACAUUUAUCACACUUUGUAGCAGGAUGGGUAGCUGGUAUGUUCGGUGUAAUAGUGGGUCAUCCGAUGGAUACCAUAAAAACUUAUCAACAAACGAGUAAUGUUGAAUUAUCGAUGAGACAAGCUAUUUUUAUAAUAAUAAAGAGAAAUGGAAUUCAAGGUAUGUACAAGGGAAUAUUAUUUCCUUUAUUGUGUUCAGGAUGUUUAAAUUCCAUGUACUUUGGCGCUUAUGAAAUUUCUAUGAAAUCUCUUCAAACUAUACACGGCAAUGAAAAAAUUCAUCCGACUAAUGCUUAUUGGAUGCGAGAUUUAUUCAUUGCUGGUUGCAUCGGUGGCUUUGCCCAGGCCUUCUUAUCGUGUCCGACCGAAUUAAUUAAAAUAAGAAUGCAAAUUGGAAAAGGUAUCGAUUGUAAUAAUAAUAUUAUUUGUCGUAGCGAUAGUAGUAAUAAUUCAACAAAUCCUUUAGGUUCAUGCAAAACUGCAUCGAACAUUUAUAGAAAUUAUGGAAUUCAUGGCUUAUUCGUUGGACUGCUACCAACACUUUUGAGAGAUACAUUUGGUGGUGGAGUAUACAUUCUCACGUAUCAAUAUACAAGAUAUUAUAUGUAUGGUAAAUUAAAUGUUAAUCCAGGAGAUAUCGAAACCAUUGUAGCUGGUGGUCUUGCCGGUAUGGUAUCGUGGAUUCCAGUUAUACCCUUUGACAUAAUAAAAUCGAGAAUACAAGCGGAUAAUUUACAAAAUCCAGUAUAUAAAGGAAUGGCCAAUUGUACCGUUAAUUUGUUUAAGCAUUCACACUGUUUUGGAUUUUUUAGAGGUUUCACCGUAAUAACUAUACGCUCUGUACCUGUGAAUAUUGCAAUUAUGUGGGCCUAUCAAUUCGUAUUAUGGUUUUGCAAGCAGCUUCGUGCACUUGAAAUAUAGUUAUUGAAAAUUGACUUGAAGAACAUUAUCGUAAACAUUAUAUUUAGCUAAAAUACGAUGUACUUACCAUGUUAUUCCCAAUAAGAAAUAAAUUGUGUUUUAAUUGUGA
Ceratosolen solmsi marchali is the source of this 1181-nucleotide messenger RNA. Its product is annotated as solute carrier family 25 member 45. Gene Ontology annotation, biological process: mitochondrial L-ornithine transmembrane transport. The coding region runs from base 149 to 1072 and encodes 307 amino acids. The transcript has 6 exons. Gene Ontology annotation, molecular function: high-affinity L-arginine transmembrane transporter activity. Gene Ontology annotation, cellular component: mitochondrion. The record is from RefSeq and is a predicted model, not a curated record. Lineage: Eukaryota; Metazoa; Arthropoda; Insecta; Hymenoptera; Agaonidae.